AUGACCACCUACACCAACAAAAAAGCCGUAAUAAUCGGCGGGACCCACGGCAUAGGGCUCGCAACAGCCAAACUCCUCCUAGACUCUGGCACCAAAGUCCUCCUAACAGGCCGAAGCCAACCCCCCAUCGCAGCCCUAAAAGCGCAGCUCGACGAAAAGGCACACAUCGUGCAAAGCGACAUAACAUCCCUCGCCAGCAUCACCAACCUCGUCCUCGAGACCAAAUCCAUCUUCGGAAACGAUCCGCAGCUCGACUUCCUCUUCAUCAACGCUGGCUACGCACACCUUGAACCCUUCGCCAGCGUCACCGAGGAGUCCUUCGCGCGGACAUUCAACACGAAUGUUUUUGGAUCGUUCUUCGUCGCGCAGCGCUUUGCACCGCUUAUCCGCGACGGCGGCGCAAUCGUCUUCACGUCCUCUGUCGCAUCGAAGAUGGGGUUUCCGGGGAUGUCGGUGUACAGUGCCUCCAAGGCGGCCGUGGGCUCGCUGGUUCAGGGCCUGGCGUCUGAGCUUGCGUCUCGCGGGGUGAGGGUUAACGCCCUGACGCCUGGGUUUAUUAGGACGCCGACGAUGGGUGUUUCGGGCGUUAGCAGUGACCAGCUUGCGGAGUUUGAGGCGGAGGGGUCGAAGCUUACGCCGCUGGGUAGGAUUGGGAGGGCGGAGGAGGUUGCGAAGGUGGCUGUGUUUUUGGCGUUCGAGGCGACGUUUACGACGGGGUCUGAGGUUUUGGUUGAUGGGGGGUUAAUUUCGUUUCAGAAGGGGAAUUAG
Aspergillus puulaauensis is the source of this 768-nucleotide messenger RNA. RefSeq names its product putative short chain dehydrogenase. The record is from RefSeq and is a predicted model, not a curated record. Gene Ontology annotation, molecular function: oxidoreductase activity, acting on the CH-OH group of donors, NAD or NADP as acceptor. The coding region runs from base 1 to 768 and encodes 255 amino acids. The transcript has a single exon. Lineage: Eukaryota; Fungi; Ascomycota; Eurotiomycetes; Eurotiales; Aspergillaceae.